GUCCACCAUCUUGUUGACACUUGGAGCAGUUUACGUUUAGUUUCUUAUACCGGUUUACCGCAGGUUUCGGAAUACAACUAUCAGCCAAAAUGGUAUGUUACCUAUUAUCUCCUUAUAUGAAUAUCAUACAUGUUAUAUAUCCCAGCCACUCCGUUUGCUUUUGUAAUCUUAUAGAUCUUUUCCCUAGAAAAAUGUAAUUCAAUACCCCUUUUCUUAUUCUUCCUUCACGGCACUGACCACUUCUAAUACUCGCAUUUGAUAUGAUUUGGCCUAAGUUGAUUAGUUGAUUGUUUCAGUGUUUUGUAGAAGAGUUUUAGGCAGAAAUUGACUCGUGGCUCUCUCAGAUUCUGCUAGGGUACGUUGCUGCAUCCAUGUACUGGCAGAUUUUCAGACAAAUGACAGUCAUCUGUAGUGUAGUCGUAGUUUUGGGAUAAUGGCAUAAUGGGCAAUUAAUUCAUAUUUUAGCACAAUAAAUUCAAUAAUGAAUGCAAAUAUAGAAUAGGUUUAGGUUUGUAGUUUUGUCUGGCAGUUGGCUUUUUUUUUUCUAUAAAUAAAUUAACUUGACUUAUUUCAUUUAAAAGUAAAUAUCAUGUUUUAACUUUUGACUUUUGAGAAAUUUUGCGUAAACGGUAUGGCAUUGGUUUUGCCAAGAGUUGUCUCACUCUAAGCGCAGUGACAUCUCAACAAUGGAUAUAGAAUAUAGGGUGAAUAGACCAAUGUGGUAUUCACCCUGGGGGCGCAUUAUCUAUAUUAUUAUUAUACAUGGUUUUAUAGGGCUAGCUAGGCUCACCACGCUGUACAUACAAUUUAACAAACUUAAUCAAAAAACUUAAAUUAAAUUGACAUACAUUAAUUAAAUUAAAUAAAACGAAUGUAUAUUUAAAACUAUUUACAACUCAAGCCAUCGAUGACACUCAGUACCAUCAUUAUUCGGUCAGAGGUGGGAAUCAGUCAGUAUAGUAGAGAUUAAAGAGAUGUGUUUUGAGUGCAGUUUUGAAGGUUGUGAUGUUCGAUAUAUUGUGGAUGUGUAAUGGAAGAGAAUUCCAUUGUUUAGGGACACAGAAAGAGAACGAUAGUUUAUCGUACGUUUUUGUCCGAGUCUUGGGGAAAGAAAGAAUAUGCGCAUCUGCGGAUGAGCGAAGCUGUCGAAGGGGUGAAUAGACAGAGAGAAGUUCGGUUAAAUAGGAAGGGGAGGAAUUCGAGAAAAAGUUGUGGCAGAGAACAGAGAGUUUGUAGUCAAUACGUGCUUGUAUAGGCAGCCAAUGAAGUGAAUGAAGUAGAGGUGUGACAUGAUUACGUUUUCUUGCCUUUAGAAUUAGCCUAGCGGCUGAGUUUUGAACCUUAUGUAAUUUUUCUAUGAAGUGUUUUGGUGAACUUGAUAGAAGAGAAUUACAAAAGUCAAGGGGAGAGAGAACAAGAGCACAGACUAGGGUUUUUGUUGCACUAACUGUAAGGUAUUGGCAGAUGGAGCUUAUCUGACGAAUAGCGGUGUAUGCAGAGCGUUAAAUAUGAGAGAUGUGAGUUGGAGAGAAGGAUUUGUGAUCGUGAAUAAGGAGUGCUUCAGUUUUUUCAUCGUUAAGCUUCAACUUGCUGAGUGUCAUCCAUGUCUUGACAUCAACAAUGCUCUCCAGCAAAGUCCAGAUAUCAGAAUUGACAAAAGAGGGAUGGGUAUGCUUGUAUAGCUGCGCGUCGUCUGCGAAUGAUUGGGUAUAAUAAUUUAUUUUCGAAACAUUGAGCUCCUCUGAGCUACAUUGACUUCAUUGAGAUUUUUUUAACAAUUUAAUUUUUUAUUUCUAUUAUCUGUUGCUUCAUGUUUUGUAUUGUCUGCUGAAGAAGGGGCAUCUAGCCAGAACAUCAUUUUAAUUGUCCUGUCUUUUUCAUUUCAACACUUCUUGUUAACUAUUUCAUUCACAUGGCUUGUACGCAGUCCCUCAUUUAUUUAGAUUAAUAAUUGCAAAAUGUAGGCUCUCUCUGUCAAAAGUAGUGAACCAUUAUUCUUAAAAAAUUAUAUUUAUUGCCGUUUUGAUUUUUAAAUUCAAGCAGUGGCAUAGUCUUCAUAGGUCUAGCAUUUCUUUUAAAUCUUAUUUUUAAGAAAAAUAAAUGUGAACAAUUUUGAAAUUUAUUUGACUUCUUUAGGUGCUGCUAGCAGCGGCUGUAUGCAAUAGAACUGGAAAAGGUAUGUUAUUUUUAAAAUAUAAUAAGCAUAAAUCCGUUAAAUUUGUUUGGCUGUUAAGUGAGUGUAAUGUCACUUAAUAGAACAGAUAAAGAAUUGGCAAUGGUUAUUUAUAAAUUUUAAAAAAAAAAUGAAUAGCCCUAAUGUAUUUUGAGAAUGAAAUAGGGCCCAGGUAUAAAACUUUACCUCAACGUAAAAAAAACCUGAAAAAUAUUUUCUUUGGAAGAAUGAUUUUAUUUUAUUAUUUAAAAAUAUUUUAGCUAUCAUAUCGAGACAGUUUGUGGAAAUGACUCGAUCACGAAUAGAGGGUCUCCUGGCAGCUUUCCCUAAACUCAUGGGUACAGGAAAGCAGCACACCUUUGUUGAGACUGAAAGCGUCCGCUAUGUUUAUCAGCCACUUGAGAAGUUGUAUGUGUUACUUAUUACAACCAAGGCUUCCAAUAUCUUGGAAGAUUUAGAAACCCUCAGAUUGUUUGCUAAAGUGGUAUGUAUCUUUUAAUUUUGUAUAGUGCACGCUUUAAAAAAAAUGUUUGUUUUGAUCAGGCUCAGUGCAAAUGUAUUUUUAAUUAAUUAGUUUUUUUAUUUACUAAUUUAAGAAUCUCUUUACUAAUUAGUUAGUAGCCUAAUGGCCAUAAAAUUGUGUAAUGCGGCAUUAUUAAUUUAAAUAGUUAUUAAAAAUUUUGAGAUACAUUGUAAAGCUAUUCUGUGAUUAUUUGUAUUUUGCAUUUUCUAGUUGCCUGAGUAUUGUAGAAACAUGGAAGAGACGGAUAUUGUUGAUCAAGCGUUUUCAUUGAUAUUUGCUUUUGAUGAAAUUGUUGCCUUGGGCUACAGGGAAAAUGUUAACCUUGCUCAGAUUAGAACAUUCACUGAAAUGGAUUCUCAUGAAGAGAAAGUGUUCCAAGCUGUUAGACAGGUAAGUUUAACUUGGACAAUCAAAGACAAAUAUUAAAAAAAAAAAAAAGAAUUUCUUAUGUGUGGGAAAUGGUGAUAUUUCAUUGUUUGUCACUGUACAAUAGCACUUAGCCAGAUGGAACUCUUUCUGUCAAUUUUAGAAUCCAAAAUUUUUAUUUGUUACAAACAAAUUUUAAUGUUAACUGGUUAUUUUUUAAUAGAAAUUGUGUCUUCUUAACAUUGCCACAUCCAGACUUAUCCAGAACUAUACAGUACAGAUAUAGAUUAUUGGACUUGCAAUAAUGUGAACACUGUUAAAUGUAUUAAUAUUUUAAAAGUUAUGUUUACAAAUAUGAUUCAUGACAUGCUAAAAAUGUUUUAAUUUUUACUUCAGCUAUUUAGGAUACUGUACACUUUAUACAUCUGCUACACAAUCCUUUUUUGAUUUUGCAGACACAAGAAAAAGAGGCCAGAGACCAAAUGAAAAAGAAGGCAAAAGAAAUUCAACAAAGAAAUCGAGAAAUUGCAAAAACGGGCCGCAAUCCUGGGUUUAAUACUGGAGGAGGCUUUGGUAGUGGCUCUUAUAGAUCUGAGACAACUCCUGUUAUAGAUGGUGGCUCCAAUGUAGACAGUCCUAAACCUGCCUACAACAAACCCAGGUACAGUAUAUAUGUAUUGCCAUGAAUCACUCCCUGCCAUGUUGUGUGACUGUUGUGAAGCCUAAGCCUUUUGAGAUAUUACAGUCACCCUUCUUCACAAAGACAUUCUUCUCACCUCCGCCUACUGACAGCCACAGCUAUUUACUCUACCCUUCUUCCCAACCCAAAUCCCUUUUCUCAUCUACUUUGUCUUCGUCAACUUCGCCCAUCAUAGGAUGACUUUUGGGACAUUUGCUCAGCCCCGCCUCUCAUUGUGUUGAGAAGAGAUAAGAAUCUAAGAGAUCUCCUUUUUCGUAUCUACGUCUGUGCUACCCCCCUCCCUCUUGGGACUAAGGCAUGUGGACGCAGUCGUUAAAAAACCUGCCCUUUUGUCAUCCAGACUCAACACGUUCCUUUCCCUAAGGGCAGUUUUCAGAUGACAGUUUCCUUUGAACCAGCUGCAAUGCUGUCUACGCCAUUGUUUGCAACUGCUGCCUACGCCAUUGUUUGCAACUGCUGCCAUACAGAUUAUCUGGGAAAGACUGAAUGGCGUCUCUUGAACAGAUGUACUGAACAUCUUGAAAUAUUUCGCAGGAUAAACAGUCUCCUAUCUGAAAGCACUUCUAUAGGACCACAAGGGCUCCACUGACUUGGCCAUCGCCACCAUUGCUUCUAUACCAAGGCACUCGAUAGAGUGAACGUAGGGAAAAAAACUGAUACAUGCUAAUGGGACCUUCAACACAAGGCAUGGAUGUCUUUUUCUUCUUCACUAGUUAAAUCUUUUUUCCGCUCCCUCCAUUUUUACAACAUAUUGCAGUGUACUUAAUUUUCCUUUCUUCCUUCUCCUAUUGCCCAUAUUAAGGGGAGGUGCGGGUGAGAAAUUGACGAAAAUGGCAAAUUUUGAAUAAUUUUUUAUUAUUAGCUAUUUGGUUUAAUUAACCAUUUCUCUAUUACAUUUUUAUAUUUGUUUUUAUAAAAGUAAGUUAGAAAAUAUAAUAAAUUACAAAUUUCCUGACCCUAUCAAUCAGAAAAAUGUCAAAAUUGUCCUAUUUUUAGUGUUUUUACCCCUUUGUUAUGAGUAUUUGGAAUCGCCCAAUCCCUAUGUCUUUGGCAUGGUUGGAAAGAUGGUGAUUUCGGGGUCAAGAUAAAUAUAGCUUAUGAUCACAAAGAAAACUACAAAAGCAACCGAACCUUUCGAUCGCCGGUAAUGUCUAGCUAAAUUUGGUAUUUUCCUGUCCUACUUCGUGUAUCACGUGAUCAAACCCUGACCUUUGAAUAAAAUAAGCAUUUUGAUUGGUUCCUAUGUAGGAAAUCUGUUUAUAAAGGUCACUUCCGGUAUAAACAAAACCGUAUCUAAUUUCGUGAGGCCUAGCAAGUUCGAUAUGUAAUUUGUCGGUAAUAAAUUCAUUUGAGGAGUUAAAAAACAACUAAAUAAGUAAAUAACCACACAAAAUGAGUUGGCUUUGAUUAAUUGCCAUAAUAAACAUGAUUAAUGCUUCUCCUUUUCGGAGAAGACCAAGACUGAGUACACUAAACUACUAAGACUAAGCCUACUCCUAGUGCUAGUCGCUUCAAGUUCAAGCAUCGCUACGCUACUUUACCAGCAGGAAAAACAUAGAAAAAUACUAUGCCUUGGUAAGUCUUAAAAAUCUAUUUUUCAUUUAGAUUCAAAUUUAAAGUACGGUAUCAAUUAUUUAUAAGGCUAAGCCUAUACUGUGCUCACUAUACAACAUUGAAUGAGGGCUAUACUUAUACUUUAUUAUUAUUAUAUUAGUAAUAAACACUGUUACUUUUGUGAUAGUGAACUGUAGUAAAAAUAAAACCUAUAAACAAUUUAUGAAUUUAGUUAUUGUGACAUUUGUCUUACACUGUCCUAUAUUUAUAGCUAUUAAAAUGGUAAUAUGAAAUUAAAUGUAAUAAAUUUCUCUUUUUUUUUUUUUCAUCGCAAAUAACAUUGUCAUUAGUGUUAUUUUAUUUUAAAGUAAAGUAAGAGUAAGAGCCCUAACAAAUUUUGCUUGAAAUACGUGUCAACAAGUAUGACCUAUCAGUCAUUAAUUUCAUUAUAGCCUUAUAUUUUUAUUGAGAAGCAUUUAAUAAAAAUAUCUAAAUACAAGUUUAUUGUUUUCAGGAAUCAUUGAGGAGACGCGCAAUGAGGUUGCGGAACACAACAAACCACAACAUGCAUUAUAUUUCCUGUUGAUAAACUACACUGAUCUGUUGUGCCUAGGUCCAUUUAGCCCAAAGGACAAUAUGCACAUGAAAAAGAAGGAGUGCCCUAAGUGUAUUCCAAUGUUUCAGAUUCCUCGGCGCAACAUAUGUUCGAUGCAUCGAAAUAAAAGUAACCUCAGGCAGAGGAUGCAAGAGAAGACUAACACAGAUUACAUCACAAAACUCAUUACGUGUUAUUCAAGGACAAAAAGAAUAAGACAGUAGUUGAAAGAAACAUAUCAAUAUUUCCCUUAUUUUAACAUUGUAUCUCUCUGCGAUGUGAUUUUCAACAUGACGAGUGUCAAAAUUUGAUACAGUAACUAAUUAGAUUUUACAAUGGAGUUAUUGCUCAUGAGUUUUCUGGCUCACACAAAAAACAGUUAAUAUGCUUUUGUGGAAAAAUACAUGUUGCAACUCAAGUGAUUCAAAAGUUGUGAGAUAGAAAUCAGAAAAUUUACAACUGUCAAUAUUCAUUCCGUCAUUAGAACUCAUAGAACUUACAAUUUUUUCUUUACAAGAAUAAGAGUUGCAUUUUCAGCAUUCAUGGACAAUGCCAAAUAACUCUUUGGAAUUGCAUAUUUACCUAGCUUAAUUUUAUGAUGCUGCACACUUUUAUAAUGCUGAAAUUCUCCAAAAUAAGCGAAUUAUUAUUUUUUCGACAAAUACAGAAUAAUAGAUAAAAAUAUAUCAAUCACAGUGAAAAGUUGAGUGGUCAGGAAAAAAGAAAAAUGGACCUGGAAAAUGAUUAAAAAUGUCCGCAAUAGGCUAAUAAAAAGUUUUUAUUCCAAUUUUGGUAUAAGAUUCUUAUUUUUCAUUGAUAUUUUCAUUGUUUUUGUCGUUUUUCUUCGUUAUUUCAGUUUUCUUGUUUUCACUAUUUUUGGUCACUAAUAUCCCUAUAACUUUUUUAUUUAUUAUCCAAACCUUACCAAAUUUUCACAGUAUGUUCAGUGACCAAUAAUAAACAUUUGAAUAACCUAGAAUUAAGAUAACUAUCUUAGAAAAGAAAAUAUGUAAAAAAGAAUUCACCCACACCCCUAUUUUUUUUGCAUAGAAAAUGGGGUCACAAUUUCUGACCCUGUAAAUUUAUAACCAGUCAUUACACCAAAAAGUCCUGUUAUACAAAGUUUUAUUAUAGGUUAAAUAAUCUAUGUUUUAAAUCUGAUAGCAAUAACUUAAUAUUUGUAAAAGCCUUAGUGUUUUAAAACACACUAAAAAAAUAAAAAUGGCGGAGGUUUUUAUGGGCUACAAAAGGCAACCAAUGGAAAUUUUUUUUUUUUAAAACCUGUUUUGUACCUCCAUUUCAAUACCAAAUAAGGUGUAAUUUAAAAAAAUCCUAUAUGAAGCCUAACAAAAAUUUUAGAUUUUUCACCCACACCUCCCCUUAACUCUCUUACACAAUAAAGGUCUAUUACAUUCCUCUUGCUGUCCUCUCGAUACUACCAUUUCAGUAUUUAUUUUAAUUUUUAUAUUGGUCUAAGUCAUUUGUUCACGGAAGAAGGCUUCUUACUGACACACUCGUUAUUUUCUUGCAUCCUUUUUUAGAUUUUUCCAUACCUUUCACAUAUUUCCUUGUACCUAACCUAAUUGCAGUCUCUCCCCACGUUUUAUCAUAGCCAAAGAAUAUUAAUAACCUUUUUCUUGUCCUUAGUUUUUCGUGUUUUUUGUUGUUGUUGUGAGCCUAAGUAUAUUGAAAAUAAACAUCAUUCUUGCCUGUUACUGGUGUCUACUGAUUAAUUUAAGUAACGUUCAUAUUAUUUCUGCAGUAAGCCAUCCACUGGGCCAAGUCGUGCCCUCAAGUUGGGAUCCAAGAAAAAAGAUGUAGACACAUUUGUUGGCCAGCUGCAAUCUGAAGGAGAAAGUGAGUUUUGUUUUUAUAUUAUUAUUGUUUAUAUAUUUUUUGAAUGCUCAAAAUUUUUUUUCCACUGAAAUAUACAUAAAUAUAUUUCACAGUCAUCUUUCUCAUAGCCAUAAUGUUUGCUAAUUAAACUUUUAAACUGAUUAUAUAGAUAAAUAAUAUAUUAUCUAUUUACUUUUUUUUUUUUUAAAACAUUAUUUUCCAAAGGAGUGUCUGAUUCUUCCAAAUCUCUCAAUGCUCCAAUUACAAAGUCCACUACACCAACUAUCAACCAAGAAAAGUAAGUAAUGUCUUCUGGUUAUAGGAUAACUUUUCAUUUAUAUCAAAAUCUGGUCACACUGGUUGAAAAUGACUAGUUCAAGUAAAUCCUCAUUGAGUCAUAUCACUGUCUCUACAUCUUAAAUUCAUGCACAAAAUAACUUAACCCUUUACGGGGCAGAGCGGCUGAAAACGUCUUUACCACUUAAAGGGCAAAACGCCCCAAAGCGUCCGUGAUGACAUAGUGUUGUUUUCUUGUGACCUAAGAGGCUUUGCGAGACUUCCUAUUGUUUACAUCCGUUUUUUCCGAUAGCUAAAUAGAGUAGGCGCCAGUUACAAGUAUUUAAUUGAUUUUUUUUGUAGUUUUAGGGGUUUAAAAAUAUUUUUUUUUCUAAAUGGAUUUUGCCGAUUAUUUGCCUAUUAUUCAAGUGAUUGCAGAGAUUUUGCUGGAUUCAAUUUAAGUGACAUUUAAAUGCACGAAUGGACUGUAAAUUGGAACUAGAUAUUAAUAUUAUUAGUAUUAUUAGUGAAAUCAGCGUAGUAAGCAGUGUUGAAUUUUACAAACUUCGAUUUUGUGGCAGUGUUUGUCAAUAGUGAAUAGAUGACUCACAAUCACAAACAAUAUGUUGUUUUUGCAAAUAUUUGUGUUCAUAUGAGGAUUAAUGGCAACAUGUGAGUACAAUAAUAAAUCUGCAUUCAUUUUCCUUUAUUUUGCUUUUUAUUUCACACCAAUUUGUUGACUAACACCUUAGAUUUGAUUUUUUUGUAACGUAACCCUAAAUCUUACUAAAAAAACGGAAAAGUGGUACCCGUUCAGGACAUGCAAGAGGAAGUACCUCUGCCCCGUAAAGGGUUAACACAGAUUGAUUCCUCUGCUGUAUUAAUUUUUUUGCCUAACGUUUAUUGCUCAGAGUGCAUUUAGUGGUGGAGGAAAAGAUAUCGCUCACCGCCGGCCGUGAUGGAGGACUUCAGAACAUGGAGAUCCAUGGCAUGCUCAAACUUAAAGUCAAUGAUGAGAAGGCCAGCAAAAUUAAGGUCCUGGUUACUUACAAUGACACCAGAGGCAUCCAGCUGCAGGUAAGGUUCUAUAGAUAUACCUUUGUUUUGCAUCACUUAGUGAAAUUUAGUUGCUUUUUUUUUCUUUCAACAUUUUAACCAUUUUUGUGUCUUUUUUAAAAAGAUGUCUUAUUUUUAAGUACUUUUGUCUUAAUUCUAUUUGUAUCAAGUAAGAAAAUCAAACAAUUUUUGUUUUUCCAGACACAUCCUAACAUAGACAAGAAAUUAUUUACUCAGUCAUCAGUGAUUAGCUUAAAAAAUCCAGAAAAACCUUUUCCAGUUGGGCAGGAUAUUGGAGUUUUGAAAUGGAGAUUCCAAACUCAAGAUGAGGCUUGCAUGCCUCUGUCAAGUAAGUUGCUGACAUAGCUGGUAUUAGCAACUUUAUUUUGUCAAUUGUUUUUUUCUUUUUUUUUUUUUUUUUUUUUUUUUUUUUUUUUUUUUUUUGCACUUGAAGUUACAGUGUCAGACAGAUUUAUUCACAAUUUGGUCUGUAUUCUUGCAGUCAACUGUUGGCCUAAUGAAAACGGAGAAGUCAACAUUGAAUAUGAACUGGAGCAAGAGAAUAUGGAGCUAGAAGAUGUCCAGAUCAGCAUACCUUGUCCGUAAGUGGAAACUGUUAUCAUCUCUGAAACAUUUUGAACUUUCUACACAAAUGUCACAAGCUUAAGAGUUUAGGUUUUUGUGUUGGUUUAUUAUUAUUUUUCCUUUAAAAGCAGGACAUAAAAUAUACAGGUGGAUGGCUUGGGUAUGAAAAUAUGGAAAUCCACAGGGUGCUUGUAAAUUGUGGGUGGAACCUUUAUGUUGAACGUGAUCUUUCUGUUUGAGCUUAAAGUAAGCAGCUGAUGUUGCAUUCUCAAUGCAUUAUUCCCCACUGUAGACUCAACAGUAACUCCCCACUGUAGACUCAACAGCACCUCCCCACUGUGGACUCAACAGUACCUCCUCUUAGAUUGUGACUCUGUGACAUUGGUGGUGUUAGCUUUACAAUCUAUGUUAUCUGUGUAGUCAAUAAUAAAAUCAUAAAAUAAUUUCUUUCCCCCAGGACUGGUGCAGGGGCUCCAGUCAUAAACGAAUGUGACGGUGAGCACCAUUUUGACAAGAAAACCCUUCACUGGCGACUGCCAUUUAUCGAUUCUUCCAACAAAUCUGGAAGUAUGGAGUUCACGAUCAAAGGCCAUCCUGAAGACUUCUUCCCAAUAACUGUUAGUUUUACAUCCAAGAAGUCGUACUGUGAUAUCACUGUAAGUUUCACUGCUUUGAGGUUUUUUAGCUGAAUAAUAGUGUUAGUGGAGGUCCUCUUAAGCUCGUUUUUAAUUUUAAAGAAUACUCAGAGUCUAGAUGCCAUUAAAAUGAAAAUCUCGCAACCAACAUGCGAGACCAAAGAUUAUUUUAUUGAUUUGGUGAGGGGUAUUAUUUAUUUUAAUAGCAAAUUUCUUUUUUAAUUGUUAUGAUCAUGAGUAAUCGAGUACUUCUUGGUAGUUUGAUAUUUAAGAAUUUACGAAAUGAAAUCAUCAGGACAUAAUGUAAUACAACACGUCAAGCAACCAGUUAUGAAUGUGAUUCAUUUUAUUUCAUAUAAAAUUAAAUAUAUUAUCUAAUAGAUUUGUUUCAAUUUUGUUUCUAAAUCUAUUCAUGAUUAAUGAGGAGCUGUUCCCAUUUGGCUGGGGUUUCAAGGUGUACAAUUUCUAAACACCCUGGGUUGUAUGGUUUCAAAAUAUUUUGUCUUUAUCAUCUUGUGUUUGUAUUAAGUUGUCGGGUUUCAUUAAAAAAAAAUGUGUUUCAAACAUCUUCUGCAGGUUAAUGACGUGCAACAAGUAGAUGGAGGUGCAACAGAAAAAUUCUCAUCAGAAAUAAUCUUCUUUGUUGAAAAAUAUGAGAUAGUUUGACCUCUCAGAUUCAACCAGUAUGUUUACGUAUGAAUAAAUGAUAAAAGUGUUAUGAAUUGAAUGUCCACUGGAAUAAGUUCCCAAAAGUUUGAAACAUUUGGCGACCUGCUCUUUCCAAUUUUUUUUGUCAGUGUAAGUGAGACAGUAAAUGUUAUUGCAAGAGAUCAUGGAACCAGUAAUUAGUAAUGUUUGAUUACUAGCUUCAGUGACUGGUUCCACCUACACUGCCCUUAAAGAUUUCAGUCAUCAGAAGCCAAGGCUGUUUUAGUUAUUUGUGUUUUAUUGAUUAAAUAACUAGUUGGUUAACUAAUCAAUUGUGGCAGGAUCUAUUUGAGUGAGAAAUUAUGUUCAUGUGGGCCUCUCAUGUACUGUGUAAUAGGUAGGUUCUCAAGAGAGUGAAUCGGGGUUAAGUUCAGCUGCAUGUUAUUGAAGGUGGUGGUGUGCACUGAUGUGUGUGAAUGUGGAUCCAUUAGGUCAUUUAUGUUUGGGGAAAACACUUAAAAUGUUACAUUCCCAUCCUGUUGUGUCUUGCAUAUUUUUUCCAUCUCUGAACUGAAUGGUAGACUCUAGGGUGAGUAGAUUUUUGAAAGGAGAAUAAAAGAGUAAGCUUAAGUUAUCCUAUUGACUAUUUCUCAUAUAUAAAGCUUCAGUUUAAAUAUUUCAACUUAAGAGAAAUUAGUGCAUAUUUGUUGCAGUUUCAAGGUUAGUUAUUGUAUGCUCAGUUUGAGAUCUAUGUGGAGUAGAGUUAAUUUCUUAUCCAGCACAUGCCUGCAGCAUCUGGUAGCAGGAACAGUUAUUCAGGCAGGAGCUGGGAACAAAUUCUUUAUGACAUGCCAUACAGCUAAUGGCUGACCGGUAGGCCAAAUAUGUAGCCAGGGUCACCGCCAGUUGUUUCUAGCCUAGAUUUAUACCCUGAGAUGGUCAGAACUCUUUGUUGCUAUACUUGUGCAUGGUCAGCACGAGAGAGUGCUGCAUAGGUUUAUACAUUUAUUAGAUACAUUUAGGACUUAUUUUCUGUCAUGCCAUCACAUUGUUAAAAUUGUUUUGUCUUAUUGAUGCUCAUGUGUGGAAAAAUGAAUGUAUUAUAAAUGCUUUAAUACCAUAAUUUUGUAUAGGUUAUUUUCUUGUGGACGGAUGGGUUUUCUUUAAUGAUAAGAUACACUUAAAACUGAUUUGUGUACUGUUUAAUUGUAUCAAGAUUCAUCAUAAAUUAUUAUGCCUUUGUGGGCUAUUUUGGUUUCCAAAGUAUGGAUAUCACCAUGGAACCAAUUGGGGCUGUUUGAAUUUGGUAAGAUGGAACUUUUAUGUCCUUUGCAGGCAAAAAAAAUUAGAUUCCUAAGUUUUGAAGUAUUAUUAUUAUUAUUACUUACUAUUACAGUGGUCUUAUAUUAUAGAGUUGCACAUAAAAUAUUAGUAAACAUAAUCAUGACAUUAAAAAAAAUGACAUACAUUUAUUUAAUUAAAAAAGCUGUAUAAAAAACGACAACAAAAAAUAUAUGUUAAAAAAUGGAGAAUAAGAAAUACUUCAAGAUAAACCAUUGAAGUUUUCUUUACUUGCUGCCCUAUGGCAAGUUUGAAACUAGAACUGCUAUGUGGUAGUAAGUAGUAGUGUAUUGAUAUUAAAAUGAACUGUCGUUUUUACCUUUGCAAAGGAUGUUAAAUUUUCCUUCAUUCUGCGUUUGUAAAUAAAGUUCUCAAGCGGACUUUUACAAUGUAUAAUAUUUACUAGUGAGAUCAAGUUUUGUUUGGUUUAUCCAGACAGUUUCAAAGGCCCUUCAAUUUAAACAAAAUCUUUUUUAAUUUUUCCCAGUCUUAUGACUUCCUGAUUGUACAGUCUUGUGAUUGGACUUCAAAUUCUCUUGUCUGUAGAUUGAUUAAACCCUGUAACUGAUUCCCAUUGUUUGUUUUGUUGUUGUUUUUUUGUUCCAAAUAAAACCUUUUGUAAGUGUUAAAUUGCUAACUGGUAGGGGACAACCAAUGUGAUGAUUGUCUUUAUUGAUUACCAUUAAAGCUGUGUAAUUAUAUUAUUAUGACUUGUAUCUUUUCUUAGCACCAGAAAAAUUAUUUGUAUGUCAAAGUGUUUCAAAGAUGACUGAAGAUUUGUUGAACUAACUACUACAUUGUAUACAUUCUGUGAAUAAAUUAUGAUCUACACAUUGGA
This is a messenger RNA of Lymnaea stagnalis (great pond snail), 13126 nucleotides long. Lineage: Eukaryota; Metazoa; Mollusca; Gastropoda; Lymnaeidae. The record is from the annotation of a GenBank genome assembly.